AUGCCGCUCUGUCGGAACUCGGCGCCGUCACCUCACGACGGGGAGCGGGCGGAGAGUCCGAGAGAUGACACACACGAAAUAACGCAUAGAUUUUCCCGGCUGCGGCUGCCCUCGUCACUGGCGAGCCACGAACGGACAGACGCAGUGCCGGCGAUGUUGCCGCCGAGCCCGCGAGACCUGAUUGUGGUGGAUCGACUGUCGCGGAAAGUGAAUGUGAGUAGUUUCGCCACAGUCAUGAAGGCGUACCUGAUUCUGAAGAAUCGCGUAGCUGCGCAGAGAGCGAACAAGGAAUUUCAGGAGGGGCAGAGGCGCGUACUUCCGCUCUGGGGCAGGAGAAGCAGUCGCGUGGCUCUGGAGAGCCCGUCGCAUAGCCGCGGCAAGCUCGGUAGUCUAAAGGGUUUGUCAGAGACGGCAACGCGCGGAAGGACAGACCGAGAAACGCAGCGCGGGUCCCGUCUUGGCCCACGCGAGUACGCUGAGAGCUUGCCCCGGGAUCCGGCUUCCCCAAAACCGCCGCAGCGCCCGUUGAGUGAUGGCGAGUCGUUUGACGCCUGGACUCCCGACGCUCCUGACGGUGUCAGAGCUGUCGGGGCUGUCGGGAGAAUGAAGGCAUGCCAGUCGCUGCUUGAACAGCGCCUAGGGUUUUUGGGAUUCAAGAGCGUGCACAUUGCGGGCGACGGGAACUGCCAGUUCCGGUCCUGCUCCUGGAACAUGUUUGGAUCCGAGGAACACCACAGAGUUGUGCGCGCGCGGGCUGUGCAGCACAUGCGCGAACACAGAGAGGAGUACGGCGUCUUCUUCGAGGCUGACGACUUUGAAAAGUACCUGAAGAACAUGUCGCGAUCCGGGACCUGGGGAGACGAACUGUCUGUUCGUGCCAUAGCCGACAGUUUCCAGUGUACCAUCCACAUCAUCACCUCCACAGAUACGAACUGGUAUCUGCGAUACGACCCCCAGGGUGCUGCGGGAAAAAAUGUGGAAGCCGUCAGGCACAUCUUCCUCACGUACAUCUCACCCAUACACUACAACGCCUUCACCAUCGACGACCUUUCGGCCUCCGACUCGGAAACGACGGGCGCACAACGAGGGUGAAGCGAGUUUGUGCAUGCCUGUGACGUACCGCGACUCGACUGACGCCUGGAUGCCAUUCUCAUUUCCAUCGCGUCUCGUGACUCUCUCCGUGACAACGGAUUUGCAACGCGUUUUUCGUGCACUGGAAGGUGACAGCGGUCAAAAUGAGGAAAGUGGGGUUUUGGGGUUUCCCAGUAGUGAUGCAGUGCUCGUCCCGCCCUUGCGUCAUUUGCUUCUUCGUAUUUGUCUGUGAGACCGACGGAAAUCUUAUUUUCAAGUGAGUGGGUGAGACUUCAUUCGGACAUUUCUAUGUUAGCGCAUCAACCCCAGCAGUUGAUGUGAUUAACAGUGAAGUUUUUCACGUGUUCG
Messenger RNA from Toxoplasma gondii ME49, 1440 nucleotides. RefSeq names its product OTU family cysteine protease. Gene Ontology annotation, molecular function: cysteine-type deubiquitinase activity. Gene Ontology annotation, biological process: protein deubiquitination. The record is from RefSeq and is a predicted model, not a curated record. The coding region runs from base 1 to 1092 and encodes 363 amino acids. NCBI's taxonomy places the organism in Eukaryota, Apicomplexa, Conoidasida, Eucoccidiorida, Sarcocystidae. The transcript has a single exon.